AUGACUACCCAGAGUAAAGGAAAACAACCUAUACGAAAUGUUCUCAGCGUACAAAGCAAUUCCGUGAACGGAAAGGUCGGCGAACCAUAUAAGAUGAGAAUAACUUCAGGUGGAAGUAUAUCAUCUUAUGUAGAUUUCGCAGUGAAAUUCUUGAGUGACAAUCCACAUACUCCAUUGAUCCUCCAUACUCUCCCACCCCCUCCUUCGUCUGACCCACUCUCUCAAACCAAUAACGAGGCAGGACCUUCGAAGCUCAAAUCAACAACAUUACUGCCGUGUACAACUGCCAUACCUAGACUCAUCUCAGUAGCUGAGAUCGUGAAGAGAGCGUAUCUAGCUGAGAUGCGUCAGAGUAAGAAAGGGAAAGGGAUAUGGCAGUAUACUGAAUCGUCAUUAUAUCAUCCUUCUCAAAUUACGCAUACAAGUGGAAAUAGCAAGGGAACAGAAGAAAACAGCUUAGAAAGGGUAUUAGGUGGUAAAACAAAAUUGGAUAGGCCAAAAAUGACACAUCAUCCUUAUCUUUCUAUAACGCUCUCAACAAAACCAUUAGGCUUAGAAGAAAAGAGAAAUGUAACGAUGCAGUAUGUACUGGUCAAAAAGAAGAAUAGGGGUAAGAAGGGAAAAGGUAAGACUGCUGAUCAAGGAGAUGCAGACGAGGAAGAAGAGCAGCAAGUCCAACAUGUCGAAGUCGCCGAUGUCGAUAGGGGGUUAGCAGGGUCUGAUACAGCCGAACUCGCUAAAAAAGGAAAGGAAAGAGAGAAACGCCCUGCUACUGCUCCAAAGGGGAGAUCUGUAUUGAAGAGGGGCUCAGAUAGCGAAGAUAGAGUAGGAAAAAAGAGGAAGACUUAA
Molecule: messenger RNA, 849 nt
Organism: Kwoniella shivajii
Lineage: Eukaryota; Fungi; Basidiomycota; Tremellomycetes; Tremellales; Cryptococcaceae
Exons: 3
Coding region: 1-849 (282 amino acids)
Source: RefSeq, a predicted model, not a curated record